This is a messenger RNA of Sardina pilchardus (European sardine), 3041 nucleotides long. It is a transcript of the gene wdfy1, whose product is annotated as WD repeat and FYVE domain containing 1. Lineage: Eukaryota; Metazoa; Chordata; Actinopteri; Clupeiformes; Clupeidae. The record is from RefSeq and is a predicted model, not a curated record. The transcript has 13 exons. Gene Ontology annotation, molecular function: protein binding; metal ion binding. Gene Ontology annotation, cellular component: early endosome. Bases 66 to 1298 code for a protein of 410 amino acids. Gene Ontology annotation, biological process: positive regulation of toll-like receptor 4 signaling pathway; positive regulation of toll-like receptor 3 signaling pathway.
GGUCAGCUGAUUUGUCUGGUUGAGUGGAGGAGGAAAAGGGAGAAAUAGCGGAUAAGAAAACAACCAUGGCGGCCGAGAUUCACUCCAGGCCUCAGAGUUCGAGACCUGUUCUGUUGAACAAGAUCGAAGGCCAUCAGGAUACCGUGAACGCUGCCGUACUGAUUCCCAAAGAGGAUGGAGUUAUCACUGUCGGCGAGGACAGAACUAUUCGAGUUUGGCUGAAGAGGGACAGCGGACAGUACUGGCCCAGCAUUUACCACACGGUGUCCUCUCCAUGUUCCUGCGUGUCGUACCACCAUGAUAGCAGGCGCAUCUUUAUUGGUCAGGACAAUGGCGCUAUUGUGGAGUUCCUCAUCUCCGAAGACUUCAACAAGAUGAAUCACGUCAAGACCUAUCCAGCGCACCAGGGGCGUGUGUCGUGCCUGCUGUUCUCGCUGGCCAAUGAGUGGGUGGUGAGCUGCAGCCAUGACAAGAGCGUCAGCUGGAUGUGCACGCAGACAGGAGCCAUGCUGGGCCGACACACCUUCAGCGCCUGGGCCUCCUGCCUACAGUUUGACCAUGAUACCCAGCAUGCAUUUGUGGGCGAUUACUCCGGCCAGAUCACUCUACUGAAGCUGGAGAGACAAACCUACUCCACCGUCACCACCCUCAAGGGGCACGAGGGCAGUGUGGGCUCUCUGUGGUGGGACCCUGUGCAGAGGCUGCUCUUCUCUGGGGCGUCGGACCACAGCAUCAUCAUGUGGGACAUCGGAGGCAGGAAGGGACGCACACUACUGCUGCAGGGACACCAUGAGAAGGUUCAGGCGGUGCGUUACCUGCAGCUCACUCGGCAGCUGAUCUCCUGCUCAGCCGAUGGAGCCAUUACGGUGUGGAACAUGGACAUGCGCAGAGAAGAGGCUCCCCAGUGGCUGGACAGUGACUCGUGCCAGCGGUGUGAGCAGCCCUUCUUCUGGAACAUCAAGCAGAUGUGGGACACUAAGACCCUGGGGCUCCGCCAGCACCACUGCAGGAAGUGUGGUCAGGCUGUGUGUGGGAAGUGCAGCUCCAAGCGCUCCAGCUACCCCCUCAUGGGCUUUGAGUUCCAGGUGCGCAUGUGUGACUCCUGCUACAGCUCCAUCAAAGAGGAGGAUCGGACUGCUUUGGCCACGUUUCAUGAGGGGAAGCACAACAUCGCGUUCAUGGACAUGGACCCAAGCAGAGGCCUGAUGACCACUUGUGGCAGCGACCGCGUCGUCAAGAUCUGGGACAUGACGCAGGUGGUUGGCUGUAGCAUAGCAACGGGCUUCUCCCCCCGCUGAUGACCUUACUAGGCUCCGCCCCCCUCGCUCUGCAGACAGACAUCGUCAUGGGCCUGCUGUCGUCUAGGAAACGCCUCAUGCCCCCUCCAGCCUCCCCCAGAGUCUCCAUAGAGACGCAGGGCUGUGACAAACACACUGCCUCUGUGUUGAUCUGUGUGUGCGUGUGUGUGUGUGUGUGUGUGUGUGUAAGAGAGAGAGAGCGCUAUAUGUGGCCUGUAUUUUCUGAAGCACAAUAUUGUGUGUGUGUGUGUGUGUGUGUGUGUGUGCCCCUGCUUUCCCCUAUCCCAGUGUACUACUAGUUGGUUGUAGGAAAAAAAAUAAAUCUCCCCCUUCACCUGCUAGUCCUUUUCCUCCUCUCUCUCUCCCUCUCUUUCUCUCUCUCUCUACCUCUCUUUCUCUCUUUCUCUCUCUCUCUCUCUCUCUCUCCCUCUCUUUCUUUCUUUCUCUCUCUCUCGCUCUCUACCUCUCUUUCUCUCUCUCUCCUUCUCUUUCUCUUUCUUUCUCUCUCUCUCUCUCUCUACCUCUCUUUCUCUCUCUCUCCUUCUCUUUCUCUUUCUUUCUCUCUCUCUCUCUACCUCUCUUUCUCUCUCUGUCUCUCUCUCUCUUUCUCUUCCCCCCCCUCCAUCACUUGGCCUUAUAUUAAUGAGCUCAGGAGGGGAUGUUGGACUCAGUGGUUUCGAUGAUCUCAGAUAGUGGCGUGGGGAACUGGUCUGAACAGGUACUAUGGCGUGGGCCUGUAGCAUGGGGAACUGGUCUAAACAGGUACUAUGGCAAGACACCGCAGUAUCUCACUUUUUCGCAACUCUUUCUCACUACGACGCCGUUGUCUUAGCUCUCUGUCUCACUCUCUCACUCUCUCACUCUCUCACCGGUCAAAGGGACACAUUAACCUUUCAGACCACACUACCUGUCUGAAGUCCUGAUUACCCAAACCCUUUCCUGCCGCAAACCUCUCUCUCUCUUUGUCUGUCUGUCUGUCAUAGACUCCCGCUUUUCUCAAAAAUAUGACUCCUAGGUGUCUUUGCACUGAAUUGCACAAAUAGUGUGUGUCUGUGUCUGUGUGUGUGUGUGUGUGUGUGUGUGCGCGGGCAGGAGAGCACUGCUUGCCUUACACUAUAUUCCUCUUGUCACAUUCCUGGGAGUUUGUAGCAUAGCUGUAGCGCUCAUGUUUAUGCCCCUAUUCUGUAGUUGGGCUGAGCAGGGUUACCAUGGACACAGGACCCAUCAUCCGUGACGUCACAGUGGCCUCUGUGCUGUCACAAGUAGAAGCAAUGAAAGAGGGCCUGCUAUGGCAACUGCCACAUCGCGCAGAGCGGUGAUGUCACAGACACUGAGCAGCGUACUAUGGCAACCAUUCUGUGAUGUCACAAGGGAAAAGCUCCUCCUAGCAGAGCCGUCCAGUGUCAAACCUGCCAAUCAUCUUUCUGGCCAGUCACAGCACGGAACAAAGCCGUGAAGCACUUGUGAACCUUCUGAAAAGGAUCACCCCCCCCCCCCCCCCCCCACGCCCCCACGCCCCACUAGGGCUCUGAAACUGAUCCACACUCGCAUUUGUUGUGCAUUCUGGAGGUGUGUGUGUGUGCGCGUAUCUGUGUCUUUGUGUGUUUGUCCGUGUGUGUGUGUGUGUGCGUGUGCAUUGGUUAGUGUGUGUGUGUGUGUGUGUGUGUGUGUGUGCGCGCGCGUGUUUUUCCAGUGUUUUGUUUUUCUAACACUUUAGUGGCCCAGUGUAAAGUUGAGGCUGUU